Messenger RNA from Hydra vulgaris (swiftwater hydra), 4477 nucleotides. RefSeq names its product FH1/FH2 domain-containing protein 3. The record is from RefSeq and is a predicted model, not a curated record. Lineage: Eukaryota; Metazoa; Cnidaria; Hydrozoa; Anthoathecata; Hydridae. Gene Ontology annotation, cellular component: cytoskeleton; cytoplasm. Gene Ontology annotation, biological process: cortical actin cytoskeleton organization. Gene Ontology annotation, molecular function: actin filament binding.
CGCAUUUUGAAUCAAUCUAUUUAUGCCGACAAUGAAAAUGGCGGAUAAAACAAUACUGGUGACUACUGUUUACUUGUGCGCCAUAACAAAAUGAUAAGGGACGCAUUAUGGCACCAUUUGAGAGUAAAGUGCAAUAUUUAGAUGAUACUGAUCCUUUUAAUAGUACAAGUUUUCCCGAGCCUUCUAGACCACCAACCUAUGUUUUUAGAGAAAACUUAGCAAUAUGCUCCCAAAUACCUGCAAUUCACCGACUAUUAAAAGCACCCCAUAAUAUUGAGGAUUGUGUUCUUCAACUAUCCCAUAAUGGUAAUUAUUUGGACUUAGAAGUAUCUAUAGAAGAACAAGAUGAGCUCUUGGAUGGAUUUAGGGAAAGUCGCAAGAACACAAUCAUUCUGAGAACUCAGCUCUCUGUACGUGUCCAUAAUAUUAUAGCAAAAUUGUUGACAGCAACUGGACGUGAUUUAAGAAGAGCACUUUUUUCUUUGAAGCAAAUUUUUCAGGAUGAUAAAGAUCUUGUACACGAGUUUGUUACAAAUGAUGGACUUAGUUGUCUUAUUACUGUUGGUACUGAUGCCGACCAAAACUACCAAAAUUACAUUUUACGUGCUAUUGGUCAAAUCAUGCUUUAUGUUGAUGGUAUGAAUGGUGUGAUAGAACAUAAUGAUACAAUACAAUGGCUUUAUUGUUUACUUUCAUCUAAGUAUCGGUUGGUUCAAAAAACUUCACUGAAAUUGCUGCUUGUUUUUGUUGAAUACACAGAAAGCAACUCUUUAUUAGUUUGGAAAGCUGCCCAAUCAGUAAACCAAGGUGAACUACCUAUGAAAGGCAUAAUUGAUAUACUUAAAGAAUCAGAAGGGAAUAAUAUAGAUGAAGAUUUGCUUGUAUAUUCUCUUACACUUGUUAAUAAAGUUUUGUAUGGUAUUCCUGAUCAAGACAAUUUUUAUAAUGUUGUUGAUGCUCUAGAGAAACAGAGUAUGCAAGUUAUAUGUCAUAAAUUAAUUAAUCGAACACCAAAAAACAAUGAACUUGUUGAACAAUGUAAUAUUUAUGAGUUAUCAAUUAAAGCUGAAGAUGAAGAUGUACCAAAGAAUCUUAAUAUUCCUGGUGGUGUUAGAACAAAAAGGAUUUCGAAAUCUCCUGAUGGACGAAGAAGCAUUCGACAUUCUUUUACAACGAGUGCUCCAAACCUUUUGUCUAAACCAUUUGAAAAACAAAAUGCGCAUAAAGAAGCAGAGGAAGAUAGAAGUAAAAAGUUGUCGAGUGAUCGAAAUCUAAAAGUUGAAAAUAAUGCAUCUUCAAAAUUUAGUGGUGUGCAGGAUAAAAUAGAAGAAAGUGCUACCAAAGUCACAACAAAAAUGGGACAUAUUGACAAAGAAAUGCCUUCAAAGCCAGUACAUUUAAUGCAGAAUGGUCAUUCUAAUGUUCAGAGAGGUGUUGGUAAACUUAAUACACCUGUUAUUGAAGAAACUCGAAUACCUCGUUUAAACUUGAGUGAAACUUUUGAUUUAAAAGACCAAGAUGAAAUCAGACCUUCACUACGAGAUCGUUUAGCUGAGCGGCAAAAACAGAAAAAUGAUAGGUUGCAUUCUGAUUCUGAUCCCACUUCUAUAGGAGUAGUAUCACCAUCAAAGUCAUCAAAUCAAGAAGAGUUUGAUUACAGUCGGAAAACUAGUAACACAGAGGCUGAUGCAGAGAAUCGGAGAGAGUUGUUGCGUAAGAUGUAUAAUGCAUCUAUUGAUAAAAAUGAUCAUGAGGCACCAGAUAUUAAAAAUUUAAGUAUAAGUGAAUCAUUAGCUGAACGCAAAGCUAUGUUGCACAAUGAAAAAAUUGAAGAAGAGGUUGAAGAUAAAAAGGUUGAACUUGAUAGUUUAAAAGGAAACAUUCAAACUCAAACUAACAAACUUAGAGCUGAAACUGAAAAACAAGAAAAAGAAAAAAAAGAAGAAAAGUCCAGUUUUUUCAAUAAAGUUAAAUCUGCAAUUAGUGUAAAACCUCCUCAGGAAUCUCCUCAGGAUACAAUGAAUAAUAAAGCACUUAGAUCUUCAGAAGAAAUUGAGUUAGAAAGCAAAGUUUUACGGACUCGAAAAUUAUGUAUAUUAGAAUAUGAUUUUACAGACUUAAAUGAGGCUGACGAUAAUGAUUUUUUAGGAACUCCACCAAAAUCUAUGACAGUUAUGUCAGUUGAUGGAGGUCCUCCACUCCCUCCCCCUCCACCAGGAUUUGGUGCACCUCCACCACCUGGAAUGUUUCCUCCUUUACCACCUGGAAUGGGUCCUCCACCUCCACCCCCAGCUCCAGGUAUUCCUGGUCCUCCAAUGCAUGGGGAUUUGAGCAAUCAAAAAGGGCAUGAUCGGAAAUAUGUUCGUCUUUUUUGGCAAGAAAUAAAACCUGGGACUUUGCAACAAGGAAUGGACAAGACAAUAUGGGCUUCUAUUGCACCAGUUGAAGUUGAUACUAAAAAAUUGGAGCAUUUGUUUGAAAAUCGUGUGAAGACUAUGACAAAACAAGACUCCAUAAAUGAUAAAGUUGUUAAAAAGGAGAUAUCUGUUUUAGAUUUAAAACGUGCACAAGCUAUCAAUAUAGUCUUAACUAAACUGCCUCCUGUACGAGUUAUUAAACAAGCAAUUCUAGAUAUGGAUGGUGCUGUUAUUGAUCGUGAUGGUAUUGAAAAAAUUAUGGUAAUGAUUCCAACUGAUGAAGAAAAAACAAAAUUACAAGAAGCACAAAUUCAAUUUCCUGACACACCUUUUGCUCAUGCAGAAAACUUUUUAAUGACACUAUCUUCUAUAACAGAACUAUCAGCUAGGCUUAAUUUGUGGAGUUUUAAAAUGGAUUAUGAAACUAAUGAAAAAGAAAUUGGUGAAGCAUUAAGUGAUUUGAAAUGUCUUUGCGAAGAAGUAAAAAAAAGUGAUACAUUUAAGAAAAUACUUGGUCUGUUGUUGUCUGUUGGAAAUUUUUUAAAUGGUGUUAAUAUCAAAGGUUUCAAUCCGCAAUACCUAGAAAAAGUUCCUGAAGUUAAAGAUACUGUACAUAAGCAGACCCUACUUUUUCAUAUAUGUACCAUGGCUAUGGAAAAGUACCCAGACUCCUCAGAUCUUUAUAGUGAAUUUGGAUCAUUGCAUAGAGCAUCCAGGUGCGAUUAUGACAACAUAUAUCAAUUACUUAGAAAGCUUGAUGAUAUGUGUAAGAAAUCUUGGGAGUAUCUACGAUUAAUUGCCAAGCAUGACAGUUCUUCACCUCUAAAACAAAAGCUAACAGAUUUUUUGGGUGAUGCAGGAGAGAGAAUUGCUAUAUUAAAAGUUGUUUAUCGUAGGGUUUCAAACAGAUUUACAAAGUUACUCAUGUAUUUGGGUAUGACUCAUCGCAAUGCCAAAGAAUUAAAGCCUCACUCGUUUUGUAAGAUUCUCAGUGAGUUUUCACUUGAAUAUCGUACUGUUCGUUUACGUGUUUUGGAAACAAAAAAGCGUAAGGAAAAUCAAAGAAAGCGUACGAAGACAAGAGGAAAACUUAUUACUGAGUCUGAAAACUUCUCUGGUGCUACAUCUGCAAUUCCAAUUCCCAAUGAAAAUAAAACCGAAGGUGAAGAAAAAAUGCAUCUCUUGUCUAAAGCUAUUACUGAGGGUGCUGAUCCUAGUUCUCUUUCCCCUACAAAAGGACGUUUUCGAAAAAAAGUUGGAAGCAAUAAUAACUUAGAUAAACUUAUAAACUCGUCAGGAUUAAGUGGAAGUAUAAGCAGUUAUGAUACCGAUGACCAAACUGAUCAAAUGAUGGAUAUGUUAGUUAAGUCCGCUACUGCUGGAGAGAAAAAGUCUCGCAUACGUAAAAAUCGUGCAAAGGAUGCCAAGUCAACUCGCAAAUCAGUUCGUAGAACACUAAACAACGGUUUGUCACCAGAGGAAAUGAAAGUGUUGCAACAACAAGCAAUGGAAAUGGAUGAUGAAUAGUUUUCAACGCUUUAGUAACAAUUUCUACCGCAAUUUGGUAGUGUUUGUAUGUUAUAAAUACUUUUAUAUAUGUAAAUAAUAUUAUUUCGUUUAAAUCAGAUUUACUAUUAACGUCUUUCUUAAAUUGAAAAAUAGAAAAUGAAAAACUAACAGCUUUUAAAGAAUUUUUGUAUUUUUCUGUUUGAGUUUCGUUUUAUUUUUACACAUUAUUUUUAUAUUCAAAAUUUUUAAUUAUUCUUUUUAAUGUGAAGAAUCAAAUUCUGUUUUUAAAUAUUUCUAUGCAAUUUUUUUAAACAAACACAUUUAAUGACUUGUUUUUUUGUUUUUUUUUUCCCUAUCUUUUUAUUUAUGAAACAGAUGUUUUUUCAAAUGCGCUGUUUUUUUUUAACGAAACGCGUUUCUACAUAUAUGACUUUUCUUUACAACUAUUUCAAAUGUAAAACGAUUUUUUAUUUUUUUUCUAUAAUUAUUAUUUUUUUAAUGAUUUCGUGUGAAUAGGGUUCAUAUUUCUGAAAUAAAAUUAUUGAAAGAAA